UUGACAACUGAUAGAUGAAAUCAUCCCUCUUUAGAUUAUACUUCAACAAUUUUAACUGUUAGUUGACAGUAUUGAAUGAAGUUAAAAUCGAAAAUGUAAAGCGGGUUUGGAUAUGGUCACAGGGUCAAAGGUUCUAACUAUAAAUAAAGCUCUUUACAUGUACAUUAUAAUUAGUACAUUUGAUUAGGUUCUCUAUGUCGUACGCCAUAAGGUUCAAUUUAUUUUGCAGUAAUUUGUAUUUGGUAACUGGAUUACAUAGAUAAAUGUAUGUAUAUAAAAUAAUAAAUGGUAGGGAGUGUGUAACUGUGUACUGAUAAACUCAUCUCAUUUCAUAACUUUUUAACAAUACGUAACAUUAGAUCGAAUAUUAUAGUAAUAUUUCUAAAGAAUCUAUAAUGAUUUUCCUAAAUGGAAUUAGCAUCAAAAUGCAAUCAGCAAAUAAGAUUUUUAUGACAAUGGCAGCGUAUUCAUCUAAAGUAUCACUUAAUGAAGUGGUAAUAGCAUCCGCAGUUAGGACUCCUAUAGGAUCCUUCAGGGGCAGUCUUGCUAGUUUAUCUGCUACGGAACUAGGGGCUAUCGCUGUAAAGGGUGCAAUUGAAAGAGCCGGCAUACCAAAUGAAGAAAUCAAAGAGGUUUACAUUGGAAAUGUAUGUGGUGCAAACUUAGGUCAAGCACCCGCUAGGCAAGCAGUUAUAUUUGCUGGUCUUCCAAAAAGCACUAUUUGCACAACAGUGAACAAAGUUUGUGCUUCUGGUAUGAAAUCAAUUAUGUUAGCAGCACAAGGAUUACAGACAGGCGAUCAAGAUGUGAUAUUAGCUGGAGGAAUGGAGUCUAUGUCAAAUGUGCCAUUUUAUUUGAAGAGAGGCGAGACAGCAUAUGGUGGGAUGCAGUUGGUGGAUGGCAUAGUAUUUGAUGGCUUAACUGAUGUCUAUAAUAAAUUUCAUAUGGGGAACUGUGCUGAAAAUACUGCCAAGAAACUAGACAUAUCAAGACAGCAGCAAGAUGAUUAUGCCUUAUCUAGUUAUAAACGAAGUGCUGCAGCUUAUGAUGUCAAAGCCUUUGCUGAUGAGCUUGUACCAGUACCUGUUCCUCAGAAAAGAGGUGCUCCCCCAAUUAUAUUUGCAGAAGAUGAAGAAUACAAAAGAGUUAAUUUUGAUAAAUUUACAAAAUUAGCAACUGUGUUCCAACGAGAAAAUGGAACAGUAACAGCUGGGAAUGCAUCAACAUUAAAUGAUGGGGCUGCUGCUCUAGUAUUGAUGACUGCUCAAGCUGCUCAAAGAUUAAAUGUUACUCCUAUUGCUCGAGUUGUUGGAUUUGCUGAUGGAGAAUGUGAUCCAAUUGAUUUUCCAAUUGCUCCUGCAGUAGCCAUUCCAAAACUACUGAAAAAGACUGGUGUGAAUAAAGAUGAUGUUGCUCUAUGGGAAAUUAAUGAAGCCUUUAGUGUUGUGGCUGUUGCUAACCAAAAACUGUUGGAUUUAGACCCAUCUAAAAUUAAUGUGCAUGGAGGUGCUGUCAGUCUGGGACAUCCCAUUGGAAUGUCUGGUGCGAGAAUUGUAGUACACUUGUGCCAUGCUUUGAAAAAAGGAGAAAAAGGUGUAGCCUCAAUUUGUAAUGGAGGCGGAGGUGCAUCAUCUAUUAUGAUUGAAAAAUUACCAGACACUAUUGAGGGGCGGCCUGUGCUGACCUUUUAUACAAAAGACCCCUGUCCAUUAUGUGACAUAGUAAUAGAAGAGCUAGAACCAUACAAAAAUAGAAUUGACAUUAUUAAAGUUGAUAUUACUGAAAGAGACAAUUUAAGAUGGCUGAGGUUAUAUAGGCAUGAUAUACCAGUAUUAUUUCUUAAUGGAAAAUUCCUAUGUAUGCAUAAACUAAACAAGGAUUUACUAGAUAAAAGGCUUGAAAUGAUCGAACAAGAAAAUUAAACUAGUGUUAAUUUGGUGAAUUUUCUUGAACUUACCUAUACCUAGGCCACAUCACUAAAGCAAGCCUGUAUCCAAAUCGACAUUCAGCAUGAAAAAAAAUCU
Messenger RNA from Achroia grisella, 2024 nucleotides. RefSeq names its product acetyl-CoA acetyltransferase, mitochondrial (gene Acat1). The record is from RefSeq and is a predicted model, not a curated record. NCBI's taxonomy places the organism in Eukaryota, Metazoa, Arthropoda, Insecta, Lepidoptera, Pyralidae. Gene Ontology annotation, molecular function: acetyl-CoA C-acetyltransferase activity. The coding region runs from base 396 to 1922 and encodes 508 amino acids. Gene Ontology annotation, biological process: fatty acid beta-oxidation. The transcript has 4 exons.